GUACGGAGAACAACGUUCUGGUUUUCCGACGUCGUAUAGCUCUCUGAUACCAGAAACUGGGAGAGUGAAAUUACUCGCUACGGUUCGGAGAGAACUGACUCCUCAUCCUUUAACGUCUAGGUUUAUCUGCUGAAUUUCAACGAUCAGUGCUGAUCAGUGGCAGACAUGGAUGGGUUUGAGCUGCUGUGGAUUGGCAGGCUGAUUCUUGUUCUGCAGUUGAUUCCAGGAGUUCUAGGUUGGGGAAAGGAAGGACACUAUGUUAUCUGCAAGAUUGCCGAGGCAUAUCUUUCUGAAGAUGCUUCAGUUGCUGUGAAAGCAUUGCUUCCUGAUAGAGCUGAAGGUGACCUUGCUUCCGUUUGUUCCUGGCCUGAUGAGAUUCGGCACCAUUUCCACUGGCGUUGGAGUGGACCUCUCCACUAUGUAGACACACCUGAUUUCAGGUGUAACUAUGAGUACUGCCGGGACUGUCAUGACUAUGCUGGGCGUAAAGAUAUGUGUGUUACAGGAGCAAUUUACAACUAUACAAUGCAACUUAUGUCAGCUUAUAAUGGCUCCAACUCAGAAGUAAAAUACAAUUUGACAGAGGCACUCAUGUUCUUAUCACAUUUUGUCGGAGAUGUCCAUCAGCCUCUGCAUGUUGGUUUCAUUGGAGAUGAAGGUGGGAACACCAUCACCGUCCGUUGGUACCGGAGGAAGACUAACUUACACCAUGUAUGGGAUAAUAUGAUCAUUGAAUCUGCCAAGAAGACAUUCUAUGAUUCUGAUCUUUCAAAUAUGAUCGAAUCUAUCCAAAAGAAUAUUACGGUUGGUUGGUCUGAUGAUAUCUUACUGUGGGAAAGUUGCGCACUUGGUCAGACAGUUUGUCCAGAUCCGUAUGCUUCUGAAAGUAUUAAUUUGGCUUGCAAAUUUGCCUAUAGAAAUGCCACACCAGGAAGCACUCUGAAAGAUGACUACUUCCUCUCUCGGCUGCCUGUUGUGGAGAAGAGGCUCGCCCAGAGCGGGAUCCGGUUGGCUGCCACCCUCAAUCGUAUCUUUGCUGCCCGAUCAUCAAUUGCACAAGAAUGAAAUAAAGGGAUAGAGAAGCAACCUCAUUUCUGUGUCAUACUGAUAAGAUAAACAGAGGAUAGAGAAUUCAGAUUUGAUUGUUUAGUUGAAAUUGGAUCUCUCUAAUCGCCAUCCUGCAUAGCUUGAAAUGUCCUGCACGUCAGUCUCCUACCUACCUUCAUUAACAAUUUGUUGUCAUUAAAGUAAACUUAUAAAGAAAGGCAAGAAAUGUACUUUAUUGUAA
This is a messenger RNA of Diospyros lotus (date-plum), 1288 nucleotides long. RefSeq names its product endonuclease 4-like. Gene Ontology annotation, biological process: DNA catabolic process. The transcript has 10 exons. Gene Ontology annotation, molecular function: endonuclease activity; nucleic acid binding. Lineage: Eukaryota; Viridiplantae; Streptophyta; Magnoliopsida; Ericales; Ebenaceae. Bases 166 to 1065 code for a protein of 299 amino acids. The record is from RefSeq and is a predicted model, not a curated record.